AUGGCAGCCGCCGAGUACUACUCAGGUGGUCAAACUCCACCUUCGCGACCCCAGCUCAAUACCUAUGCCACUCCCCCAUACCCGAUGUCCGAUGCACCACCUCCAUAUUCCGUACUUGCAGAAUCAAGGCCACACUCUCAGCCUCCUCCUGCAAGACAUACCUCCGACAUAUAUCGACCAUAUCCUCCGAGCAACCCUCAAUACAUCCCCGAAAAGCAAUCGAGACCGCCACCUCAGAGCUCGCAAUACGGAGGAUCGUACAACCCUCCAAAACAAUCAUUUGGAGGAUCAUACCAUCAACAACAGUCUGGCUACCUUCAGCCUCCCGGUCCGUCCGCGUAUAACAAUCAAGGAUAUACAUCGAAUCCAAAUUAUAGCGUACAGCAACCAGCAAAACAUGCACACUUUCGGGAUGAUCGAAGCCGCGAUAGAAGUCGGAGUCGGAGUCGUGGCGACAGAGAUUUGGACCGGGAGCGAGACCGGAAUCGACGUCACAGAAAUCACAGGCCAGAUUCUCACCAUCGAUCAGACUCGUACAAACAGGAUGCUGGCAAGAAGAAGUCGAGCAGUGCAAACACAUUCAUAGGAGCAGGAGGUGGUGCUCUUAUCGGAGAUGCGAUCUUCCCUGGGCUCGGCACUAUUGGUGGAGCCAUUUUGGGUGGACUUGGAGGUCACAAAGUCAGCAAGGACAAGGAAAAGGAAAGUCGAGGAUAUGGCAGCUCCAAUCGAUCACGAGGAAGAUCAUACUCGAACGAUGCGGAUUACUACUAUGCGGAUGACCAUCGGAGGGGAAGAAAGUAUUGA
This is a messenger RNA of Ramularia collo-cygni, 804 nucleotides long. RefSeq lists its product as uncharacterized. The coding region runs from base 1 to 804 and encodes 267 amino acids. The transcript is spliced from 2 exons. NCBI's taxonomy places the organism in Eukaryota, Fungi, Ascomycota, Dothideomycetes, Mycosphaerellales, Mycosphaerellaceae. The record is from RefSeq and is a predicted model, not a curated record.